This is a messenger RNA of Histoplasma capsulatum G186AR, 1098 nucleotides long. Its product is annotated as alpha 1,6 mannosyltransferase. Gene Ontology annotation, molecular function: alpha-1,6-mannosyltransferase activity. Lineage: Eukaryota; Fungi; Ascomycota; Eurotiomycetes; Onygenales; Ajellomycetaceae. Gene Ontology annotation, cellular component: mannan polymerase complex. The transcript has a single exon. The record is from RefSeq and is a predicted model, not a curated record. Gene Ontology annotation, biological process: protein N-linked glycosylation. The coding region runs from base 1 to 1098 and encodes 365 amino acids.
AUGAUUACCUUCCGCCGUUCUAUCGCAGCGACUCUCCUCCUCCUCGCCAGCUUCUACUUCCUCCUCUCCUCCCGCUCCCACUCCUGCUUCCGUCUUUGCCACCCACAACCACUUCCCAUUCGUAAAGCUGCACAGAAGUCCGUUGCUGCGUCCUCCGAGUCGCCGCCCUCUACCCACAACGAAUCGCUCCCUCCCACAUCCGCACCAGCCUCGCUGUCCCCCGAGGAUCUUGCCCGCAAGCCCCUCCGCGAACGCCUCCGCUACCAAUUCCCCUAUGACGUCCACGCCAAAUUCCCCGCGUACAUCUGGCAGACCUGGAAAUACACCCCCGCCUCCGGUAAGUUCGGCGACAAGUUCCGCCCCAUGGAGGCCAGCUGGACGGAGCUGCACCCGUCCUUCGUCCACGAGGUCAUCACCGACGACGACGCCGACCCCCUGCUGAGAUACCUCUACGCCCCCUUCCCUGAAAUCCUCGACGCCUACCGCUCCCUCCCCUUACCCGUCCUCAGGGCUGACUUCUUCCGCUACCUCAUCCUCCUCGCCCGUGGCGGCAUCUACACCGACAUCGACACCUACGCCCUGAAGCCUACCAUCGAGUGGCUCCCCCCCCACGUCGACCGCUCCGCCAUCGGCCUGAUCGUGGGCAUCGAGGCCGACGCCCACGACCGCGAGGACUGGUACCUGUGGUACUCGCGUCAGCUGCAGUUCUGCCAGUGGACCAUCCAGGCCAAGCGGGGUCACCCGGUACUACGCGACAUCGUCGCCACCAUCACUGAGGACACCCUACGCAUGAAGCGCGCCGGCAUCCUGCGUCCGGGCAUCAUGGACAAGUCCAUCGUCGAGUUCACCGGCCCCGCCGUCUGGACCGACUGCGUCUUCCGCUAUCUCAACGACCCCGAGUACUUCGAGGCCGCACGCCCGCCACACGGCAGGAACCUGACCGCCAAGGACUUUGCCGGCAUCACCGUGCAGCGCAAGGUGGGCGACGUCGUCGUCCUGCCCAUCACGAGCUUCAGCCCCGGCGUCGGCCAGAUGGGCGCCCAGGAUGCCGGCGAUCCGAUGGCCUUUGUCUUGCAUCAAUUUGAAGGUGGGUUGUAA